AUGGCCUCAUUCAGCAAGUCUAUUUUCCCACUUGGUGAUACAUCAGAGAAUGACUUGCGUAGUUUAUGCAAGACACUAUGGCAGUGGAAGCUGUGUGACGGCUGCGAGACUCAGACAGGGUGUCGCCUUUCAAAGUGUCCUUGGCAGCAGUCUGACAGGCUGGAGACCUUCUUCCAAUAUUAUCGCGACUCAACAGCGGUGUUUGUGCCUGACUGCAUCGGUGGUAUGCCCACGCUGCAAUCACAUAGUGACCUUCUAGCGAUUAUCCGAGAUAUUAAGCAACGACCACAGUUACAAAGACAGACAAUAACCCAGUUACACUUCAUCCAAAAAGCAUCCUCGCGCGGAAAUAACACUCUGCCAUCACAAAAUGAACAGAAUCAAGCCUUCAAUCUUGCUGUGCGGAUCAUGGCAAUGGUCAACUCGUCUACCGAGGAUCAGGUCGAAGGAGCUUUGCUUGAAUCUGGUUCGAUGCCUGUAACAUGGCAUGGCGAUACGUCUUUUGCAGAGUUCAUGGAACAGGCAUUCCAUACGCAAGAUACAACUUUACAAGUCACAGGUAGCGGAGACUUGUUCAACCAGAGCACCAAGCUGGCAAAACUAACGGCUAAGCGCCUCAAAAGAGUAGCCGGGUUGCAGCUUACGCCGACUGAUAACUUGUAA
Molecule: messenger RNA, 663 nt
Organism: [Torrubiella] hemipterigena
Lineage: Eukaryota; Fungi; Ascomycota; Sordariomycetes; Hypocreales; Clavicipitaceae
Source: the annotation of a GenBank genome assembly